Molecule: messenger RNA, 917 nt
Organism: Ruditapes philippinarum (Manila clam)
Lineage: Eukaryota; Metazoa; Mollusca; Bivalvia; Venerida; Veneridae
Exons: 4
Coding region: 16-828 (270 amino acids)
Source: RefSeq, a predicted model, not a curated record
GUUCACGCAGUCAUCAUGGAGACAAAACGCUUAACUUUAAUCUUGAGUUUUCUUUUUAUCAUGGGAAAUAUUGUUCGAGAUGUCAAAACUUUCAGGAAAUUCAUGGACAGAGGCCUCUUGGACGAGUAUAUCUGUCCGAUAGAUGUGCAGCUUUUCCAUGAAGAGAAGAUGAACAAAAUACAAUGCCUGUCGCUUUGUGCUGAUAAUUCCUCGUGUAGUGUCGUGUUGCACGACAAAGUUAGCCAGCAAUGUGUUGGUUGCAGUGUCCCGUUUUUUAAUGAAACACGCCAAGUGAUGAAAGGAAUGUAUUUUAAAAGAUAUUUUCACCAUAAGUAUACGGUUGUAACAGAAUUCAAGACAUAUGACCAAGCGAAGGCACACUGUCAAGAGAUCGGAGCACAUUUAGCGUACAUAAAUUCAAAGGAUGAACUGUUGAUUAUCAUAAAGCUAGUAAUUGGAGCGUACACCAGUAAUCUUUGGAUAGGAGCAUCCCGAAGGAGUGAUGGUGUAAUUUAUUGGGAGGACAACACGACUGUGGCAAUGCCAUCUACCGGUAUGGCAACGGUCAUGACAUAUACCGAUAUGGCAACGGUCAUGACAUAUACCGAUAUGGCAACGGUCAUGACAUAUACCGAUAUGGCAACGGUCAUGACAUAUACCGAUAUGACAACGGUCAUGACACCAACCGGCGACAAUUACGAGAACUGGGCAGACGGCGAACCGAAUGCGCUAUUGGGGGAAGACUGUAUCAUACUGCAUUAUCCCAGUCAAUGGACCUGGCAUGAUGACAACUGUGAUUAUCUUCAUCUUAGUUUAUGCGAAUUUUAAGAAGUGAAUAUUAACCCUUAACCUGCUGGAAACCGGAAGUGGUUCGCCUUUGCCACCAGUAAAGAUCUAGAUCGUCCUGCACACACGUG